GAGACGACAAGCGAAAGGUUAGUGGUGGAUUGAGAGAGUGCGGUGUUGGUUGAAGAUGUGGAAAGUUGGUGGUUGAUGCUUGAUCCUCGACUUAGCGAUUCAGACAGAGAGUAGCCAAUGGCCCGAAGAUUCCCUCGCGUUAUGGGAUUAGCCAAAAUGUGCAGGAACCGGAACAUCUCCUUCAAAUCUUUGGAUCCCCCUUCCUCCCUCACCCAUGGAAUCCACAUCUUUCAUUGCCCUGACGCGGUGGGAAUUGUUGCCAAGCUAUCGGAAUGUAUUGCUUCUAGAGGGGGAAACAUUCUCACUGCUGAUGUUUUUGUUCCAGAAAAUAAACAAGUCUUCUACUCGAGAAGUGAUUUUGUUUUUGAUCCUGUUAAGUGGCCACGUGUGCAAAUGGAGGAGGACUUCCUAAAGCUUUCACAAACAUUCAGUGCAAUAAGAUCUGUUGUAAGAGUGCCAGCCCUGGAUCCUAAAUAUAAGAUAGCAGUUCUGGCAUCAAAGCAGGACCACUGCCUUGUUGACUUAUUACAUGGAUGGCAGGACGGAAGAUUUCCAGUAGAUAUUACUUGUGUAAUAAGUAACCAUUAUAGAGGUUCAAACACCCAUGUGAUUCGUUUUCUUGAAAGACAUGAUAUUCCGUAUCAUUAUUUAUGCACAACGAAUGAAAAUAAAAGAGAAGGGGAGAUGUUGCAGCUGGUUCAGAAUACUGAUUUUUUAGUACUUGCGAGGUAUAUGCAGAUAUUGUCUGGAAACUUUUUAAGGAGCUACGGGAACGAUAUAAUUAACAUUCACCAUGGCCUGUUGCCAUCGUUCAAAGGUGGCAGUCCAUCUAAACAGGCCUUUGAGGCAGGUGUUAAAUUAAUUGGUGCAACAAGUCACUUUGUAACUGAAGAACUUGAUGCCGGACCUAUAAUUGAACAAAUGGUUGAGAGGGUUUCCCAUAGAGAUAACUUGCAGAGCUUUGUGCAGAAAUCAGAAAACCUAGAGAAGCAAUGCCUUUCCAAGGCUAUCAGAUCUUAUUGUGAACUUCGAGUGUUACCUUAUGAAGAAAAUAAGACUGUUGUAUUUUAAAGAAAACAGCAAAUAACCAAAAUAUACAUGCGCACCAAAAUGGGGUGCUUUUGUAUUUUUAUUCAAUCAUUUUGUUGGAAAAUUCAAUCAAUUUCUGACUUUAGUUGUAAAA
Molecule: messenger RNA, 1183 nt
Organism: Vigna angularis (adzuki bean)
Lineage: Eukaryota; Viridiplantae; Streptophyta; Magnoliopsida; Fabales; Fabaceae
Product: formyltetrahydrofolate deformylase 1, mitochondrial
Exons: 8
Coding region: 118-1071 (317 amino acids)
Biological process (GO): 'de novo' IMP biosynthetic process
Molecular function (GO): formyltetrahydrofolate deformylase activity
Source: RefSeq, a predicted model, not a curated record